This is a messenger RNA of Manis pentadactyla (Chinese pangolin), 1717 nucleotides long. RefSeq names its product 3 beta-hydroxysteroid dehydrogenase/Delta 5-->4-isomerase-like. NCBI's taxonomy places the organism in Eukaryota, Metazoa, Chordata, Mammalia, Pholidota, Manidae. The transcript is spliced from 4 exons. The coding region runs from base 186 to 1307 and encodes 373 amino acids. Gene Ontology annotation, biological process: steroid biosynthetic process. The record is from RefSeq and is a predicted model, not a curated record. Gene Ontology annotation, molecular function: 3-beta-hydroxy-Delta5-steroid dehydrogenase (NAD+) activity.
GCAUGUUGUAAGAGUUUAAAGGUAAAAAGGCUGAGCCAGAGGCAAAAACACAUCGAGUCCUACUUUGGGAAGAUAAGGAAAGCAGAAGGCAGGCUCUUGUCCUUGGCUUUUAACAGUCUAACAGGGUCCCCUCCUGAUCCAUACUGCUCCCCAGUGUUCUCUGGUUCCUGUAUUCAGGUUCAGUCAUGGCUGGAUUCAGCUGCCUUGUAACAGGAGCAGGAGGAUUUUUGGGCCAGAGGAUCGUCCGCUUGUUGUUGGAGGAGAAGGAGCUGCAGGAAAUACGUGCCCUAGACAAAGUCUUCAGUCCGGAAUUGCAGGAGGAAUUUUCUAAGCCCCAGAGCAGGAUCAAGCUAACCCUGCUGCAAGGAGACAUUCUGGAUGAGCAGUGCCUGAAGAGAGCCUGCCAGGGCAUCUCGGCUGUCAUUCACACCGCCUCUAUCAUUGAUGUCACAAGUGCCGCUCACCGAGAGACUCUGAUGAAUGUCAAUCUGAAAGGUACCCAGCUCCUACUGGAGGCCUGUACCCAGGCAAGUGUGCCAAUCUUCAUCUACACCAGCACCAUAGAGGUGGCAGGGCCUAACUCCUACAAGGAGGUCAUCCAGAAUGGCCAUGAAGAACAGGAUCUCGAAACAACAUGGAACAGUCCAUACCCAUAUAGCAAAAAGCUUGCUGAGAAGGCUGUGCUAGCUGCUAAUGGGUGGGCUCUUCAAAAUGGUGGCACCCUGUACACUUGUGCCUUAAGGCCUAUGUAUACAUUUGGGGAAGGAAGCCAAUUCCUUUAUUACCAUGUGACCAAGGCCCUGAAGAACAAUGGCAUCCUGUCACACGAGAACAAGCUCUCCAUCGCCAACCCAGUCUAUGUUGGCAAUAUAGCCUGGGCCCACAUUCUGGCCCUGAGGACCCUGCAGGACCCUAAGAAGGCGCCUGGCAUUGGAGGACAGUUCUACUAUAUCUCAGAUGACACACCUCAUCAAAGUUAUGAUGACCUCAAUUACAAUUUGUGCCGAGAAUGGGGCUUCUCCCUUGAUUCCAGAAUGAGCCUUCCUUUAUCUCUGAAGUACUGGCUUGCCUUCCUGCUGGAAAUGGUGAGCUUCCUGCUCAGACCAAUUUAUAGAUAUAACCCCUCCCUCAACCGCCACUUAGUGACAUUAUCAAAUAGUGUGUUUACCUUCUCCUAUAAGAAAGCCCAGCGAGAUCUGGGGUAUAAGCCCCUCUUUAGCUGGGAGGAAGCCAAGAAGAAAACCACAGAGUGGAUUGGCUUCCUGGUGAAACAGCACAAGGAGACCCUGAAAGAAAAGGCUCACUGAUCUGGGGUGAAAAAGAUGUGGAAGUGUGUGCCCUUGGGGGACUCCUGUCAAGCUCUACCCUUCUGGCUUCAUACAGAAAGUAACACAGCCCCGAGCCCAAGCCCUUCAGCCUCCCUUUCACAAGAUGACAUCUUACUCUUUUCUUCCUGCUACCAGUAAACCUUCCCCAUCACCAGCAAUCAGAAGCUCUGCACCCUGCGCACCCCCAGAGGGCAGACAAGGCGAUUUGCUGUGGCUGCUGGAACCCCAGUCUCAGUGGCUGCUUCCAAGCUAGCAGGCCUCUUUUAACUUACAGCUUUGCCUGUUAGCUUCCAUUUCCUUUGCUAAAUGCAAAAGCAUUUUUCGUCUUUUAAAACUUCCUACUUCUUCCUACAGCUUAAUGAAAAUAGUAAUAAAUGCUUGAAUGCCUA